Cajanus cajan (pigeon pea) is the source of this 2086-nucleotide messenger RNA. Its product is annotated as FAD/NAD(P)-binding oxidoreductase family protein. NCBI's taxonomy places the organism in Eukaryota, Viridiplantae, Streptophyta, Magnoliopsida, Fabales, Fabaceae. The record is from RefSeq and is a predicted model, not a curated record. Gene Ontology annotation, molecular function: oxidoreductase activity.
AAACAGAGUCGAUAUCUAAUAUUAAAACCAUUGCACUACGCCACUGCCAUUAUUACUAACACAAACGACACCACAAAAUUCACAAAUUUACGAUAUGUGGCGGAGGAGCUUCAGCAGCAGCAGCGGCAGCACCGCAUUGAAGGCCAAGAAAUGGGACGCGCUGAUCAUCGGCGGCGGCCACAACGGCCUCACGGCGGCCGCAUACCUCGCCCGCGGAGGCCUGUCGGUGGCGGUCCUGGAGCGGCGCCACGUCAUCGGCGGCGCCGCCGUGACGGAGGAGCUGGUUCCCGGGUUCAAGUUUUCGCGGUGCAGUUACCUUCAGAGUCUCCUGAGACCGUCCGUUAUCAAGGAACUGGAGUUGGAGAAGCACGGCUUGAAGCUUCUGAAGCGCAAUCCGUCGUCGUUUACGCCCUGUCUCGACGGACGCUACCUUCUCAUGGGGGCCGACGAACAUCUCAACCACUCUGAGAUCUCCAAAUUCUCGCUGACUGAUGCAGAGGCUUAUCCAAGAUAUGCGAGUCAGCUUGAGAAAUUCUGUAAGUUCAUGGAUCUAGUGCUGGAUUCGCCUCCGCCUGAAUCUGUGCAGCACAAAUCGUCUAUUAAUGAAAAAUUGAAGAAUAAAAUACAGAAUUCAGUAUUUUGGGCAAAUUGUCUGCGCCAGGUGUCUUCCUUGGGGCAAAAGGAUUUGGUGGACUUUAUGGACCUUCUGUUGUCCCCAGCUUCUAAGGUUUUGAAUAACUGGUUUGAGGCAGAUGUUCUGAAGGCAACCCUUGCAACUGAUGCUGUGAUAGGCAGUACAGCCAGUGUCCACACCCCAGGAAGUGGCUAUGUUCUGCUUCAUCAUGUGAUGGGAGAAUCUGAUGGGGAGCGUGGAGUUUGGUCAUAUGUUGAAGGUGGAAUGGGGUCAAUAUCCAAGGCUAUUGGGAAUGCUGCUAUUAGAGCUGGAGCACAUAUUGUAACCAAUGCUGAGGUGGCUGGGCUGUUGAUUGAAAACUCUAGGACUGUCUGUGGGGUGAUUUUGGCCGAUGGUACUGAAGUGCAUUCUUCAAUUGUUCUGUCUAAUGCGACUCCAUAUAAAACUUUUAUGGAAUUUGUGCCCAACAAUGUCCUCCCUGAUGAUUUUGUUCGUGCAAUUAAGCACUCUGACUACAGUUCUGCUACUACAAAAAUAAAUGUAGCAGUUGAUAAAUUGCCCCAAUUUCCUUGUUGCAAGUUAAAUCAUCCUCAUGCUGGCCCGCAGCAUGUCGGCACAAUUCAUAUAGGUUCAGAAAGCAUGGAGGAGAUUCACUCUGCGUGUCAAGAUGCAGUAAAUGGAAUACCAUCCAGAAGACCAGUUAUUGAGAUGACCAUUCCCUCCGCACUGGACAAAACUAUUUCUCCACCUGGUAAGCAUGUGAUCAACCUGUUUGUGCAGUAUACACCCUACAAACCAUUGGAUGGCGACUGGCAAGAUCAUGACUACAGAGAAUCAUUUGCACAAAAAUGCUUCACGUUGAUUGAUGAAUAUGCGCCUGGCUUCAGUACAUCAAUCAUUGGAUAUGACAUGCUGACUCCACCAGAUCUUGAAAGGGAAAUCGGUUUGACGGGUGGGAAUAUAUUUCAUGGUGCUAUGGGGUUGGAUUCCCUUUUCCUUAUGCGACCUGCAAAGGGAUGGUCAAACUAUAAGACUCCGCUUCAAGGGUUAUACUUAUGCGGAAGUGGGGCACAUCCUGGGGGCGGAGUUAUGGGAGCACCUGGACGUAAUGCUGCGCGUUUAGUUCUUCAAGAUGUUGGAGAAAGAACAUAAGUGGUGAUACCUAAUUAUGACUCUCGCUCAAAUUGUCAGUGCCUGUAAACAGGCUCGGAGGAAUUGGUAUUUCAUUGGAAUUAUAUGCAGUAACUUAUGCAAAAUUUGCAACGCAUUAGAUAGAAGAAUAAUGACAAUUAUUUAUCAAAUUGGAUGAGCAGCAUAACAAAUAUGCUAUAACUUGUAAUUUCUUUAAGAUAAUUUGCCGCUUGUUCAAUGCAUUGAUUCCAUUUGUUACUGCUUGACACGGGAAUUCUACGACUACGGUUGAUCAUUAAUUUUAAUGUGUAUUAAAGUAUU